Sinocyclocheilus anshuiensis is the source of this 711-nucleotide messenger RNA. RefSeq names its product prefoldin subunit 4-like. The transcript has 4 exons. Bases 77 to 484 code for a protein of 135 amino acids. The record is from RefSeq and is a predicted model, not a curated record. Lineage: Eukaryota; Metazoa; Chordata; Actinopteri; Cypriniformes; Cyprinidae. Gene Ontology annotation, biological process: protein folding. Gene Ontology annotation, cellular component: prefoldin complex; cytoplasm.
AACAAACUCAUGAAUACCCACGUGCUUCAUUCCGCCGCCGUUCACGCGCGUGCAAGCAGUCCGUUUCCUGUUCAAGAUGGCAGCCACCAUGAAGAAAGGAGUGGCAGCUGAAGAUGUCAAUGUAACAUUUGAGGACCAGCAAAAGAUCAACAAGUUUGCCAGGAAUACAAAUCGGAUGUCUGAACUUAAAGAUGAAAUUGAGGCCAAAAAGAAAUCUUUACAGAAUCUAGAGGAUGCCAGUGAUGACCUCAUGAUGUGUGAGGAUGAUGCAAUGCUGAUCCCGUAUCAGAUCGGAGACGUGUUCAUCAGUCACUCUCAAGAAGAGACGCAGGAAAUGCUGGAGGCAGGGAAGGAAGCUCUGCAGGAUGAGAUCAAAGCUCUGGAGGGUCGUGUGUCGUCCAUACAGGAGGUCCUUGGAGAUUUGAAGGUUCAAUUAUAUGCCAAGUUUGGAAACAACAUCAAUCUAGAGGCAGAUGAGAGCUGAGACCGCAAGCAUGUGGACUUGACCCCAUAGACUGUCAGUCUCCAAUGGGAAAUGGCAUUUCUACUCUGACAGCAAGUUGUCGCCCUGUUUACACCGGUGAUGCUUCUUGCAUUUCACAUGUCGUUAUGUUUAGUGAAUUAUUUGAGCUGUUGCAUGCAGGUGGUUUUGGGGCCGGCUGGAUGAAGCAUUCAGCAAGAGAGAAUGAGAGGCACUGAUGUAAAAAAUAA